Cooperia oncophora is the source of this 699-nucleotide messenger RNA. Lineage: Eukaryota; Metazoa; Nematoda; Chromadorea; Rhabditida; Trichostrongylidae. The record is from the annotation of a GenBank genome assembly.
AUGUACAUUAAACGACUCGAAAUCGAUGGCUUCAAGUCCUACUCGAAAUUGCAAGUGAUUGAUGGAUUUGAUACUCAAUUCAACGCUAUAACUGGUUUAAAUGGUACGGGAAAGUCGAAUAUUCUGGAUUCGAUUUGCUUCGUGCUAGGAAUAACGAAUCUUACUCAUAUCAGAGCAGGUCAGCUUCAUGACUUGGUCUACAAACAAGGCCAGGCGGGUAUCACCAAGGCAACUGUAACGAUAACAUUUGAUAACAAAGACAAGAAACAUGGACCAAUAGGGUAUCAUCACUGUGAUGAGAUAGUUAUUCGUCGACAGAUUAUUGUUAACGGACGUAACUCAUAUACUAUUAAUGGAAGCACUGCAACAAAUGCGAAGAUGAACUCCGAGCACUGCGAGAAAGUUGCUGUGGAAAAAGCAGAAGAAAUCAAAUCACUGGAAGGUGAACUAAGGGAAAUUGAAGCUGUCCUAGAGUCCCAACAGGAAGAUCUUACUCGUGUGGAGGAUGCUAAGAAAAGACGUCAUGCUGAGGCGUUUUCGUCAUUGGAGGGAAACGUUGCUGAGGAGCUCGCAAGAAUUGAAGCAUGUGAUGAGGAAAAACGUGAAUGUAAAGAAUCUUUUGGAGAGAUUCUAACAGAAUAUGAAGAGAAGCGGAAAUCUCUGAACAACGUGGGUAACACUUUCUCACUUUCGAUUUAG